AUGAAUAAUUCUAUAAAUUUUAUAAAUAGCCAGUACGAGGAUUUCUUGGAGGAACACAGGGUAAAUCAAAUAGCUGUGAAGGAUCUUAAAGAAAACAAUAAGAAACUAGAGGUGACUAUAGACGCCCUAAACACACGUGUAACCGAGCUCGAGCAGCGAUCUAGAUCCAACAACCUGGAGUUGCAGUGUGUUCCCGAAAGAAAAAAUGAGAACCUGAUCAAAAUCGUGGAACAUUUGGGCAGUGCCAUAGGGUUGGACAUAAACGCGGACAAUAUUAUGAGUAUUACGAGAGUGGCUAAGGUAAACCGUCAGAGUACUCGGCCAAGGUCUAUCAUUGUGCAAUUUAGCUCUCCGCUCACUAGAGACAGUGUUUUGGCCGCGGUGAUAAAACAUAAUAAAAGCAAUCCCAAAGAUAAAUUGAAUACCUCGCAGAUAGGAAUGGGGAGUGUUGGAGAAAAACAACCCAUUUAUGUUAUAGAACAUCUCUCACCCGAGAAUAAAGCCCUGCAUGCAGCGACGAGACUUAAAGCUAAAGAAAUAGGUUACAGAUAUGUUUGGGUUCGAAAUGGUCGUAUACUGAUGCGAAAGGAUGAUAACUCCGACUACAAAGUAAUAAAAAAUAUGGACUUCCUGAAUAAGUUAAGUUUAUGUUACGAAGGUCAGGUAUUGGUGUCAUAA
Messenger RNA from Pararge aegeria (speckled wood butterfly), 678 nucleotides. RefSeq lists its product as uncharacterized. Bases 1 to 678 code for a protein of 225 amino acids. Lineage: Eukaryota; Metazoa; Arthropoda; Insecta; Lepidoptera; Nymphalidae. The transcript has a single exon. The record is from RefSeq and is a predicted model, not a curated record.